AUGCUUCUCCCAGCACGCUCCCUCAUUCGCUCAGCCGCGGCUACGGCUUCGGCCAGCAGCAGCAGCUCCCUUGCGGCUGCUGCUUCCAGACCCAGAUUCUUCUCCGCUACGGCUUCUGCCAGCAAGAUCAUUGCUAGCUCUCCUUUGCGCGCCAAGGAGGCUGCUACCCCUCUCGAUGCUGCCAAGGGCUAUCCCGUCAUUGACCACGAGUGAGUCUCGCGACGUGGCUUUUUUCGGUGACCCGAGAACUCGCUUCGCUCUGUACGCCCCGCUAAAGUCUUUGCAACUCACAGGUACGAUGCCAUUGUUGUCGGAGCUGGUGGAUCCGGUCUGCGUGCUGCUUUCGGUCUCGCAGAGGGCGGUCUCAACACUGCUUGCAUCACCAAAUUGUUCCCCACUCGAUCACACACAGUCGCAGCGCAGGGUGGUAUCAACGCUGCUCUUGGCAACAGUGAGUUCACGCACGCACGCUCACCAAUGACAGCCUCUGACGCAGGAACUCCGAUCUGCACGCAGUGACGGAGGAUGAUUGGAGGUGGCACAUGUACGACACUGUCAAGGGCAGUGACUGGCUGGGUGAUCAAGAUGCCAUCCACUACAUGUGUCGCGAAGCACCACGAACCGUCAUCGAGCUCGAGAAUUACGGUCUUCCAUUCUCUCGUACCAAGGAGGGUAAAAUCUACCAACGUGCCUUUGGUGGUCAAUCUCUCAAAUACGGCAAGGGUGGUCAAGCAUACAGAUGCGCUGCUGCCGCUGAUCGAACCGGGCACGCCAUGCUCCACACCCUUUAUGGACAGUCUUUGCGCCACAACACCAACUUUUUCAUCGAAUACUUUGCUCUUGACCUCAUCAUGAACGAGCAGGGCGAAUGCGUCGGUGUUCUGGCCCUGAACAUGGAGGAUGGUACUCUGCACCGCUUCCGCUCACACAAGACUGUCCUUGCGACGGGCGGAUACGGAAAGGCGUACUUUUCUGCCACCUCUGCCCACACCUGCACAGGUGAUGGUAUGGCCAUGGUGUCGCGCGCUGGUCUGCCCCUCCAAGAUCUCGAAUUCGUCCAAUUCCACCCUACCGGAAUUUACGGCGCUGGCUGCUUGAUCACGGAAGGCUCCCGUGGAGAGGGAGGAUACUUGCUCAACUCGGAAGGUGAACGCUUCAUGGAGCGUUACGCGCCAACAGCAAAGGACUUGGCCUCUCGUGAUGUCGUCUCUCGCUCCAUGACCAUCGAGAUUCGCGAGGGCCGUGGUGUUGGACCGGACAAGGACCACAUCUACCUCCAACUCUCUCACUUGCCGCCUGAAGUCCUCCACGAGCGUCUGCCCGGCAUCAGCGAGACGGCCAGCAUUUUCGCGGGUGUCGACGUGACGAAGGAGCCCAUUCCCGUGCUGCCGACUGUGCACUACAAGUGAGUAUGUGUGACGUGGAGCGGCGUGCCACCAAAGGCUGAUCAGCUCAAAAAUUGUUUCCCGUGCAUAGCAUGGGUGGCAUUCCCACCAAGUACACCGGAGAGGUGCUGCGUCAAACCGCUGAUGGAAAGGAUGAGGUGGUUCCUGGCCUGUACGCUGCAGGAGAGGCCGCCUGCGUGUCCGUUCACGGCGCAAACCGUCUCGGUGCCAACUCUUUGCUCGACAUUGUCGUCUUUGGCAGAGCCUGCGCCAACCACAUCAAAGAAAACUUGCAACCCGGCAAGCCUCACAAGCCUUUGGCCGAGAACACUGGAGCUUUCUCCAUCAACAAUCUCGACUGGGUGAGAAACUCGAACGGCAAGCUUCCAGUUGCCAACUUGCGAUUGGAGAUGCAAAAGACGAUGCAGAGCGACGCUGCCGUCUUCCGUGAGCAAGGCAGCCUCGACGAGGGAGUGAGAAAGAUGAGGGACGCUCACAAGAAGUGGCACGACAUCAAGGUUUCAGACAGGAGCAUGAUCUGGAACACUGACUUGGUCGAAGGUCUGGAACUGCAAAACAUGCUCACUUGCGCAGAGCAGACGGUCGUUUCGGCUGCUGCUCGCAAGGAGAGUCGUGGUGCACACGCUAGAAUGGACUUUGAGGAGAGAGACGAUGUCAACUGGAUGAAGCACAGUCUGUCUUGGCAGGCCGACGCGGAUGACAACGUCAGGCUGAACUACCGCGAAGUUGUCAGCACCACCCUGGAUGAGAACGAGUGCAAAGCUGUGCCGCCUUUCAAGCGAAGCUACUAA
Messenger RNA from Ceraceosorus bombacis, 2197 nucleotides. The record is from the annotation of a GenBank genome assembly. NCBI's taxonomy places the organism in Eukaryota, Fungi, Basidiomycota, Exobasidiomycetes, Ceraceosorales, Ceraceosoraceae.